This is a messenger RNA of Porites lobata, 5476 nucleotides long. The record is from the annotation of a GenBank genome assembly. NCBI's taxonomy places the organism in Eukaryota, Metazoa, Cnidaria, Anthozoa, Scleractinia, Poritidae.
AUGGCUGUUGAUAACGUACACUUAAAGAGCGUAGCGAAAAAAUACGAAUUCAUGGCAGAGGAAACCACGGGCUCGCUGGGAGGCAUAAAGCCAAUUCAACCAAAAAGUAGGAGAAAGGUCUGGUUAGCCUUGGCUUGCAUUGCCAGCGUCUUGGUGGUGUUUGGAUUUGGUUUUCUAGUAGGAUACCUCGCCAAACGACCGGAAAGUACGUCACCCAACAAAGAGACGGCGAUAUCUGAUGCACCACCUGCUUUCGAAAGUUUUCACAAUAUGUUUAAAGAGUCGAUCAGUGCUGCAGAGUUGGAGAGUCUAAUGAGGUAUAGGCCAAUGCAAUUACUGUAAGCUGGACGGUUAAGCAAUUUAAUUUGUGGGAAUUAAUAUUUAUAAGGGGAACUAUUAAUAAUACUUUGUAGACUAAAUGGGAGGUUACUAGCCGGCUAAGAUGCUUUUCCCAAUUCAUAAGAUUCAUGAACACAACGACUACACAGCUCUUAAUUUAAAGCCUUUAUAACCUCCUCAUUUCUGUUUUUAGGAGACGUGUUGGCAAUUCUAGUUUGCAUUUUCCAUUUAUAUCAUACAGGAUAUCAUAGUUGUUCUAACGUAAAUGGGUUAUUUUGAUCGCGUUACAGUUUCGUUACACAUUCUAUUGACCGCAAACCAAGAGACUGAAGGCUCGCAAGAUCGGCUUACAAUAGGCCUGCACUUAAUUCCAUCCGCCAAACUGACGUUGACACAUUAAUGAUUCGUACACAAGGUAGGGUUAGGGUUAGGGUUUGGGUUAGGGUUAGCGUUAGGGUUAGGGUUAUAUGUUUAAAUCAAACUGGUAUUCGUCAUCAAAUUCUCGGUGGUGUAGGGGUUAGAGUGAUGCACUCCAGAUCGGACGCUCCGAGUUGGAAUUCUACUCAUUCUAUCCUGAUUUGUUUUUUUCCUUAAAAAUUGAAGACACUUUGAACAUUUCAUCAAGAAAUUUCAUAUAAGAAAAGUGAAAUGUCUUGUGAGAGGAGGAUGUCAGUUUGGUUAUUGAUUUUCAAAAUAGCGAACGAGAAAGUCGAUCUGGGUCAGAUAAGAAGCGAAGAAAUCGUUUACAGUAGAUUCAUUAAGAUCCCAUUAGGCUAAAUUAAUCGUGCUAAGCGACAGGUGUAGACAUUUUUCAAGGUGAGUCUUUAAAUAAGUAGUUCAUUUAUUCACACGAAACUCGUCUGGACCCUGUGUAUGAGCCUUGAUUCGGGACGGCUUCACAGGGGUUUGUAAAGAAACAUUGUAUUAUUAUUUUUCAUGUCUCUUGUAUUGUGAUAUUAAUGUAAGGAUUAUUUUGUUUGGCGUAGAAGAAUAUUUAAGACCACCAUUGUGAUUUUAUAUUUCGAGAGAAAUCUUAGGCAUCUUUGUUCAAUUUCAAUGAGGGGGUGCGAUAGAAACAGACGGGGAUGCUCGUGGGACACAUCUGGGCGUGGCUCAAAGGCAAUCUGGGCGUGCUGUUGCAUAAUCUCGAAUGCUUUUAUCUAAAGCCGUCGCAAAAUUUACACCCCUAAGCGAGACGACAGGUGACUGUUUCAUAACCAGGUGUAACCAGGUGUACUCCCUGGUCUUACGCGCCGCGAAGGUAUCUUAGGGAGGAUGCACUGUAUCAGGCUCACGAUGCUCUGCGCCCUCUGUUUGUAACAUGAUUACGGUAUAAUGGUAGUUACGGUAUUUACGUUUUGUUGACUCAGAACGCAACGAUGAGCACUACAAUCUUUGACAAAACAGAUGGAAAAUUUAAACCCUCCUCCUCCCCUCGGGGGAUGGGCCCUCGGGGAGAUGGGGGUUAGAUGUUCUAUUUUGUUCUGUCCAAGAUCGUAGCUUCAAGUUUUAAAUGUUCACUUUAUACAUAUAUUGAUAUUCAUGUCAAGACUUUGUUUUUCAUAGGGAGUUCUCCAGUCGCCCUCACAUUGCUGGCUCCGACAGACAGCAAGUUCUUGCAAAUAAACUCGUCGCAAGCUGGAAUACGUUUGGAUUUGACAAAGUCGAGAAACCUGAGUACAAAGUUCUGCUAUCUUUUCCGCAGCCAGAAAAACCAAACAGGGUGUCCUUAGUGGAAAAUGGUUCAGUCAUAUACGAGACAGUAGGAAAAAUUAAGGUAAGCCCUCUUUGUAUUAAGCGUAAAAGAACCUGCAUUUGGUGGACAAUAAGCAGGAACCGGUGAGGGGCCUAUGGGUCGUCCAGCCAUCCCCUCUCGCCCUGUUUCCUACAUCCGCCUGGAACUUGCGCCCCAAGUUUCAUGGCUAUUUCUAGUAUUCCGAACAUCGUCUUGAAUGUCGCUCACCGGCAGAGCUACAUAUACGAGAAGUAGCUCUGAAGUCGUCAUAUGAAAAUAUGUGUGUGCUCGAAAGAAAGGAGAAUCACCUACUUUAGGGGUUAUGCUGAUUAGAGCGAUAUUGCAGCGCUAGCUUCAUUUGCGAAAUUUCAUCAUUCUUCUAACUUAAAAGAGGGCAAUCAGAGGAGAGCAAUUCAAAAGUGGACUGAGUUCACUGACAGGUUGGAAUAAUUUGCGAACGAGUCUAUUCGAAACCCGUGCACUGUGCCUAGGAGAUCAGCGCUUGCCUCAGUUGCCGCGCUUUGUUUGGUCGAGGCAUCUUUUGAAAAAAGAUAAGGAAGUGGCAGAGCAUUUAUAGUCGCUUAUUGCGAACUUAAAGCGCUGUUUUAACGAACUUAUUUACACGCCUUGCGGCUUAGGGGUACGCUUUUGAAAGUUAUAGCCACACACAGAAAGACAAAAUCGUUAAGUGCUUGAACAAGUGGUCAAAUUGGAUUUAAAAUAUCUGUAAUAAUAGUUUUUCAAUUAAGAAAUUAUGUACAUCGCUUUUCUCCACUUCCAUCUCUCUUUUUGGCAGAAGGAAGUUACUUAGCAGUGGUCGGAAACACGUAAAAUACGUGAAAGUGAAAUAAGUCUUCUUUCGCAGGAUAGAAGUUAUGUUGAUUUCCGAUACACAGAUAAGUUGAGUUUAACAAUUAUUCCAUAAUUGCAGAUUUCGCCAGCACCAAACAGUUCUGAGACAUUUGAUCAUUAUCCUUAUUUGGCAUAUGCGCACAAUGGCACAGUGGAAGCUGAUCUGAUUUACGCCAACUAUGGCCGAGAUGAAGACUUUAAAGAGCUUUCAAAAAGGAGUAUCAGUGUGGAAGGAAAAAUUGUUAUUUUAAGAUCACGAAACGUAAGUACCCUCUGGUAACUACUGCGAUGAUUCCAGUAUACUAAACGAAAAAGGGUACUGGCACGGGUAUUCUGGUCAUAAAUUUUGUUAUAAUUAUGAGCGAUUACUGGCAACAUUAAGACGUAGAUUUCAAGUGAAUGGAAGGAAAAAGAAAGAGAAAGAGAAAAAAAAUUGUUUAUACGUUUCUUCCCAGACACAGUGACUCAAAUCGUUCAUGUGGGGGACAACUACGCACUUAUAAAGUUCUUGUCAGUUAAACAGUAACACAACAGUAGUUUUACACAGUUGCCAACAACCUUUGGAUUUUUUUAACUGUCGUGUUCAAUGUAACCAAGACAUCUUGCCUCAGAGGAGGCAAGGAUCAAGGGUUAUCGAGAUCUUUACACAUCAUUGAUUCCAGGUUGCCAAUGCUGAAAAACACGGAGCAGUUGGGGCGCUGGUUUACGCAGACCCGAGUUUCUCGGCUCAGCAGGGAUACGAAGCUAGUCAAGUCUACCCCAAGGGGUGGUGGCUACCUCCCAGCGGGAUACAAGAAGGAUCUAUAUUAUUUUCCUCCUAUGUUGGGGAUCCCUUGACCCCCGUCCUGCCAUCCACUAAAGGAAUGUACCGUAGGCGCGCGAAUGAAAGUAUGCUGCCUAAGAUUCCAGCACAGCCGAUAUCUUACGAGGCUGCCAUGGAACUCCUGCAACGUCUAGGAGGUAUAUUACGCUAUCACUGUUAUUUUACUUUUAGUUUCCUUUUUUAUCAAAUCAUCGUUCUUCGUAGUAUUUAGUCUCCCACGCAGACGUUCUUAGGGCUUGGUCACUCGUUGUGAGGAAGGAACGCGUGACAAAGCGCCAAAAACGUCUGUAAGGAAGGCUCCGUAGUAUUACUUUCUUCAGUAUAGUCUGCGAGUAAGCUGUCCAUACCCGAUGGUGGAAAUGACAUGAAAUGAAAGACUCGUUCUGUUUACCACCCUUUAUGUCGUUCUUAAAGGUUUUUGUUACAAAUCGCCAGGGCCAGAAGCUCCUAAGAAAUGGCAAGGUGGAUUGAACAUCUCAUACCACACUGGUCCAGGAUUUAAGAACAGCAGUGCCAAGGUUAAACUAGAAAUCAAUAACAAGCUUGAUGAAAAGCCCAUUUACAACGUUAUCGGUACUAUUUAUGGGCAAAACGAGCCUGAUCGAUACGUAAUCAUCGGCAACCAUCGGGACUCGUGGUCCUUCGGUGCGGUCGAUGCGCUAAGUGGAACAACAGUAACGAACGAAAUUGCCCGUGUUCUUGGCAUGCUCUUGAGGAAGGGAUGGAGACCGCGAAGAACGAUUAAGAUCUGCAGCUGGGGUGGAGAGGAGUUCAACUUGAUCGGGUCACAUGAAUGGGUGGAAGAAAACGCGAACAUUUUAACCGAGCGCGCUGUGGCAUACAUCAACUUAGACAUCGCGGUGUGCGGCAAUUACGUGCUGAGAGCUAGGGCGAGUCCUCUUUUUAAGCAAAUAACGCACAAAUGGGCGAAAGAAGUUAAGGAUCCAAAUAAUACGGAGGGAAGUGACACAAUGUACGACAUCUGGCUGCGAAGGACUCCUUCCGAUACUAACAAAAACGAGCCAAUGAUAUUAAAUCUGUUCUCUUCAAGUGAUUAUGUGUCAUUUUAUCAGUACUUAGGGGUACCCUGUGGAGACUUUGGUUACUGGUUUGGGUACGAUAAAACGUCUUCUUUGUACCCUGUUUAUCACACCCAACAAGACACAUUUUAUUGGGUAAAACAGUUCAUCGACCAGAAAUUUGAAGUGCACAAAGCCAUGACACAGUUUAGCGGUGGUAUAAUUCUGGACAUUGCAGAUCAGCCACUUCUACCAUUCGAUAUUUGGAACUACGCACUCGCCCUGAACAAUUCCUUUCACAUCCUGGCGUCAUCUCCAAAGUUUUCAGCCAAUGGCAUACCUUUAACCGACCUUCAUAACGCUAUAGCUAAAUUUUUAAAAGCCAGCAGAAUGUUCGAGUCCCUUAAGUCAGAUCCAGCGAUUCUAAAAAGUUCUUCAAAGUUGCGCAUGAUCAACGAUCAAACAGUGAAGGUAGAAAUGGCGUUUAUCUACCCUUACGGGCUGCCGGGAAGUCGUCAGAGCCGUCACGUGGCAUUCAACUUUGGCUUCCACAACCUUCAACUUGGGAAGGCAACAUUUCCGGGAGUCACUGAGGCGUUACAUAUGGCUGAUAUGUCAGGAGAUUGGGAUUUAGUAAGAAAACAAUUAUCAAUAGCAAUUUACUGCGUACAAAGGGCAACUCGAGUGCUGGAACCCCUAAGGCCCUAA